ACUCCGCAAACCGCAGGGGGAACUUGCGGCAGGCCGAGCUAUUUUCGCCCAGUCCUUUCUUCUUCGCUUGCGUCUUCCUCUCCAUUUGCAUGCACUUGUUACAUGAAAGCGAACUUGGGGACGUAGGGUUUUCAGAAAAUCCGCUUCGGAGCCACACACCUUCGCCGGGUGCUGCAUCAUCCCCCCUCUCUCGGUAAACAGUUGGUCGCGCCCCAGUGCUAGCGGGCGCCGAGCGGGAGCCGCGCGGGAGCAGCGCAGCUACGGCGGCGGCAGCGGCGGCGCGGUUGCGAUUCCGAGCCGUUGAGACGCCUCUGCGGCAGCUGGUGGCGCAGGUGGCUUGCGUGGACGCGGGUAGAGGCGACCGGCCAGCAACCGCAGCGUCGGCGCCCGCGGCCCCGGCAGCAGGCGCGUCGGGACGCCCCGAGGCAUCCUCCCCCGCCCGCGGGCCCGACAGCUGGGCCCGCGUCCGCCGCCCGCAUCCCCGCGCCGCCGCAUCUCCUCGCCGCCUCUCGGGCUUCGGACCCCCGGUCUCGCCCCCGAAACAUGACUCGCGAUUUCAAACCUGGAGACCUCAUCUUCGCCAAGAUGAAAGGUUAUCCCCAUUGGCCAGCUCGAGUAGACGAAGUUCCUGAUGGAGCUGUAAAGCCACCCACAAACAAACUACCCAUUUUCUUUUUUGGAACUCAUGAGACUGCUUUUUUAGGACCAAAGGAUAUAUUUCCUUACUCAGAAAAUAAGGAAAAGUAUGGCAAGCCAAAUAAAAGAAAAGGUUUUAAUGAAGGUUUAUGGGAGAUAGAUAACAAUCCAAAAGUGAAAUUUUCAAGUCAACAGGCAGCAACUAAACAAUCAAAUGCAUCAUCUGAUGUUGAAGUUGAAGAAAAGGAAACUAGUGUUUCAAAGGAAGAUACCGACCAUGAAGAAAAAGCCAGCAAUGAGGAUGUGACUAAAGCAGUUGACAUAACUACUCCAAAAGCUGCCAGAAGAGGGAGAAAGAGAAAGGCAGAAAAACAAGUAGAAACUGAGGAGGCAGGAGUAGUGACAACAGCAACAGCAUCUGUUAAUCUAAAAGUGAGUCCUAAAAGAGGACGACCUGCAGCUACAGAAGUCAAGAUUCCAAAACCAAGAGGCAGACCCAAAAUGGUAAAACAGCCCUGUCCUUCAGAGAGUGACAUCAUUACUGAAGAGGACAAAAGUAAGAAAAAGGGGCAAGAGGAAAAACAACCUAAAAAGCAGCCUAAGAAAGAUGAAGAGGGCCAGAAGGAAGAAGAUAAGCCAAGAAAAGAGCCAGACAAAAAAGAGGGGAAGAAAGAAGUUGAAUCAAAAAGGAAAAAUUUAGCUAAAACAGGGGUUACAUCAACCUCCGAUUCUGAAGAAGAAGGAGAUGAUCAAGAAGGUGAAAAGAAGAGAAAAGGUGGGAGGAACUUUCAGACUGCUCACAGAAGGAAUAUGCUGAAAGGCCAACAUGAGAAAGAAGCAGCAGAUCGAAAACGCAAGCAAGAGGAACAAAUGGAAACUGAGCAGCAGAAUAAAGAUGAAGGAAAGAAGCCAGAAGUUAAGAAAGUGGAGAAGAAGCGAGAAACAUCAAUGGAUUCUCGACUUCAAAGGAUACAUGCUGAGAUUAAAAAUUCACUCAAAAUUGAUAAUCUUGAUGUGAACAGAUGCAUUGAGGCCUUGGAUGAACUUGCUUCACUUCAGGUCACAAUGCAACAAGCUCAGAAACACACAGAGAUGAUUACUACACUGAAAAAAAUACGGCGAUUCAAAGUUAGUCAGGUUAUCAUGGAAAAGUCUACAAUGUUGUAUAACAAGUUUAAGAACAUGUUUUUGGUUGGUGAAGGAGAUUCCGUGAUCACACAAGUGCUGAAUAAAUCUCUUGCUGAACAAAGACAGCAUGAGGAAGCGAAUAAAACCAAAGAUCAAGGGAAGAAAGGGCCAAACAAAAAGCUAGAGAAGGAACAAACAGGGUCAAAGACUCUAAAUGGAGGAUCUGAUGCUCAAGACGGUAAUCAGCCACAACAUAACGGGGAGAGCAGUGAAGACAGCAAAGACAACCAUGAAGCCAGCACAAAGAAAAAGCCAUCCAGUGAAGAGAGAGAGACUGAAAUAUCUCUGAAGGAUUCUACACUAGAUAACUAGGUUGACAUACCUGGAAUAUAGAGAACACUUGAGAAGUUUGUAAUGGUUUUCAUUUGAAAUAGACUGCUGAAAGUUUUAAAUUUUUAUAAGCAUAGGUUUGAUGUUGAAAACUUGUUUUGAGGGAGAAAAUCCCUUUAUCUUUGUUUUAAAGUAAACAUUAUCGCUGAGUGUACUUGUGCAGUAUUAACAGCUACAUUAUACAGUAAAUGUGGGAUAAAAUCCAUUUAGAAAAUGUUAAACUGCUUUUCCAGACAUGGUUGUAGCAUAUUUUCAAUUAGUGUUUGUAUGUUAACGUGUAAUUGAUAGUAGAACAGUUACAUUUUUAAAACUGCUACUUGUAUAAACCUUGCCUCUUUUCCCAAAUACUGUGGGUUUUGUGCAUAGUUUUUACAAACCUUGGAUUUACCAGACUGUCUUUUCACUGUUCGUGGGUUUUGUAGAAGUUAAGCAUUUUUAUGGUAGAUAAAAUGUUACUUCUAUACAAGUACUCACUCCCUUUUUAUCAAAAGUUAAUUUUAAUCUCACAGUCUACAUUGUGCUACAUUAUCCAGCUUCUUUGGAACAAUGUGUGCUCUGUAUGGUUUUUUUUUUUUUGGUAUGACAACUAAUUAAGCAACUGACAUUGAACUGACUGAGAAUUCUACAAACUAUAAAACAUCAUGUUAAUUUUUGAAGGUAAUUUAGUUUUGUGGCUGGGCAUUCAGUGAAGUCUUAGGACUUCUCUGCAGAUAACUGACUGGGUAUAUAUAGGAAUGAAUCUGGCUUUAGGGUUAAAUCAUUUAAGGUCCUUUUAUAGACAGGCACUAGUAACUAAAACUGAAAAGUUAGUUUAUUUUUGAGGAAUGUUGUUUAAAAUGUCUUUAGGAAGUCACUAAAUAGUACUUAAUUGGAAGAAAAAAUCAUGAUGCUUAUACGAUAAAUAUAAAUAAAUGUUAUAUAAGGAAACUCACCUAUUUGAAAUCAUGGCUAUAUUAUUUUUAUUUUCUGGAUUCCAAAAAUACAAACACUAGUUGUUCCAGCAUUGUACUUUGAUAGUCUGUACCUUGAUGUGUAUGGACUAAAUCCAGGGUGAAACCGAUGUUACAAAAUUGAAGGGUAUAUUAACUAACUAAAGGAUAGCAUUUCUACGAUAUUUUGAAUAUUAGGUCAUUUGGCACUUCUCAAUAAGUAGGAUACUUCUCAUGUUUUGAAAUUAUAUGAAUAUGGAAAAAAAUGGCUUAAGACCAGCAUCUGUGUAUGACAUUGUAUGGUUUAUAACUGUUUUCAUCUACAGAAUUGCAUUUUUGCUUUUAUGAGGUCUUAUAAUGGAACUAGGAAUCACUGUUUUGAGAGAACCUGCAUAUAUACCAGUCAUUAUGUGUUUGGUCCUUAUACAGUUUUAACUUAGAUUUGUUCUAGUUAAGCCAUAAGUUCAACAUGUAAACUUGUUUUGAUUAAAGAAUUUUUCUAUCAAA
Pongo pygmaeus (Bornean orangutan) is the source of this 3590-nucleotide messenger RNA. It is a transcript of the gene PSIP1, whose product is annotated as PC4 and SRSF1 interacting protein 1. The transcript is spliced from 16 exons. The coding region runs from base 544 to 2136 and encodes 530 amino acids. The record is from RefSeq and is a predicted model, not a curated record. Lineage: Eukaryota; Metazoa; Chordata; Mammalia; Primates; Hominidae.